This is a messenger RNA of Chinchilla lanigera (long-tailed chinchilla), 1830 nucleotides long. RefSeq names its product UDP-GlcNAc:betaGal beta-1,3-N-acetylglucosaminyltransferase 6 (gene B3gnt6). Bases 92 to 1237 code for a protein of 381 amino acids. Lineage: Eukaryota; Metazoa; Chordata; Mammalia; Rodentia; Chinchillidae. The transcript has a single exon. Gene Ontology annotation, cellular component: membrane. Gene Ontology annotation, molecular function: hexosyltransferase activity. The record is from RefSeq and is a predicted model, not a curated record.
UACCUCAGUGUAUCUUGAAUUUUGGUUCCUUUUUACCUCUGAUAUCACGGAUGAGACUCCUGGUUCACCUCUGACUUGGUUUCCCCCGCAGAUGGCUUUUCUCAGCCGCAGGUCCAGGCAUCUGAAGGCUGUGCCCUUUCUCCUGGUGGGUAUGAGUUUCUUGGUACUGCGCCUGUUGCUCCUCAAAGAAUUUCAGUCCCAGCUGGAGAAGCAGGAGGACCCCACUCAUGACCCCACUGAUGUUCCCACUGUCGCCGCGCAGCCCUCGGCGCUGAAACCCAGAACCCCGUGCAUGGCCAAUGCCUCAGCGAACAGCGUGGCCAACUUUGAGCAGCUGCCUGCAAGGAUCCAAGACUUUCUGCGGUACAGACACUGCCGCCAGUUCCCGCUGCUCUGGGAUGCGCCGUCCAAGUGCGCUGGCCGCCACGACGUCUUCCUGCUCCUGGCGGUGAAGUCGUCUCCCGAGAACUACGAGCGCCGCGAGGUCAUCCGGCGCACGUGGGGCCAGGAGCGCACCUACCGCGGGCGGCGGGUGCGCCGCCUGUUCCUGCUGGGCACCCCAGAACCCCAGGAGGCGGCACGCGCUCUGCAGCUGGCAGAGCUGGUGGGCCUGGAGGCUCGCGAGCACGGCGACGUGCUGCAGUGGGCCUUCGCCGACACCUUCCUCAACCUCACGCUCAAGCACCUGCACCUGCUUGACUGGCUAGCGGCGCGCUGCCCACGUGCACGCUUCCUGCUCAGCUGCGAUGAUGACGUCUUCGUACACACAGCCAACGUACUCAGCUUCCUAGAGGCGCAGUCACCUGAAGGCCAUCUCUUCACUGGGCAGCUGAUGCAUGGCUCCAUACCCAUCCGUGACAGCAGGAGCAAGUACUUUGUGCCCCCGCAGCUCUUCCCUGGGGAGGCCUACCCCGUGUACUGCAGCGGCGGUGGCUUCCUUCUGUCCAGCCACACAGCCCAGGUCCUGCGCGCGGCUGCGCACCACACACCUCUGUUCCCCAUCGACGACGCCUACAUGGGUAUGUGUCUGCAGCAGGCCCACCUGGAGCCCAGCGGCCACGAGGGCAUACGGCCCUUCGGCUUGCAGCUGCCCGGAGCCCAACAUCCCUCCUUCGACCCCUGCAUGUACCGUCAGCUACUGCUUGUGCACCGCUUUGCACCCUACCAGAUGUUGCUCAUGUGGAAGGCACUUCACAGUCCCAUGCUAAGCUGUGACCGAGGACACAGGAGCUCCUGAGGCCGGGAGGGCUAGGUGGAGAAUCAGCUUCAGCCCCAAGAACUGUACUGGUGAUGUUUGCCUGGUUGAGAAUGCAUCUGUCCUGAACAGAUACAUUUUGUCCGACCCAGUUAGGAGCAUCUGGACCUCAGUUGUGCAUCGAAAUCACCUUGGGAGAGAGCUCUGGAAAACACUACAUCCUGGUACAUUUUCUUGGCCUCACCUUCAGCAGUUGUGAUCUUAUUGAUCUGGGGCAGCCCCAGACAUGUACGUGGAUUUUUGUUUGUCUUGUUUUAUUUUGGGGUUUUUUUUUUCCUGUUUUUUGUUGUUGUUCCUCCAGCCAUUCUAAUGUCCAGCUCAACUUGAGGACCACUGGGCUAGGUAUGUCUGCUCAUCCUGGCCAACCCAGCUCCCCAAAUCUUCCAAGGCAUAAUCUACUCAUUGUGGGCAAUGGCACAGUCAGUGUCAGGAUCAGUGUCACCUAUCAAGUGCAGUAGAAAUAUGACCUGUCAUUUCCAGCCCUUCCCCUACCAACAAGCCUGACUGACAAUCUUCAAAGCAAAUCUCCCCUCCCAGAAGUCCGUCUGCACUUAGAACUGAGGAACAGCUGUCAA